AUGAUACCGUAUGUACCAAUUAAGUGGAAUUCGUUCACGCUAACUUUGUCCUUAGUGAAAUCUGCUCCAACUCCUUUGCUGAACACUCCGUUUAUUACCGACGGCAAUUCCACCGCUAUAUGGAAUCCGCAAUUAACACCACUGUUGGAAUGCCAAAAUAGGUCUCAAGCCCAAACGUUUGACUGCAACAUAGCAAACAAGUGCGUGUGCUACCCAGCCGAAACGCAAGCAAACUGCAAUUGUGAAAAUCUUAACAUUUCGGCGUGGAUUCAUGACUUACGGCAUCGACUUCCUUUGGUGUUCCCCUCGGUGAUCUUCAAAAGGGACAGAGAAGGACAAGUUCAUGCAACAAUUCCUAGUAUGACGACAGCAGAAAUAAUAAUGACGAUGCAAGGCAAUCUGGAAACCGACAUUUUGGUUGAUGAAGCCACAUGUUCGAUUUCAAACACUUCGUCAUUACGCUUUAGCUUCGACACCGCAAGAAUUCAUCAGAAAUGCAGAGCAUCAUGUGGGCAAUCCGUGACCAUUUUUGAAAUCGGUGGACUAUUAAAGUACCCUCACACGGCUUCCAAUAUGGUUGAUAGAUGGUUGAGAGGGGAAACAAGUAGCGAACCUGUUGGAUUUCAUUGGCCCGAUUUUCCACAUAUCCUUGAUGUAUUCCUCAUGUGGUAUAAGACUCUGUUAUCAGCAGUCUUGGCGCUAUUGGUACUGCUCGUGCUUACUUAUAUUCUGAUAUCCGCAUAUGGAAUACGAGUCACGAAAUGGAUCUUGAAAACUGUUUUCCGCAUCUUGACUUUACCGGUGCUAUUGUUUUUUCGUGGGGCCUCACAUCUUCUGCACCAACAAAAUGGACCCACGAAGUAUGGACAGCGAUUUCUUCUACAUUUACAAGUAUCUCCAAGGACAGUCAGUCAGUGGCUUCGAAAACGACCUAACCUUGACGAUAGAAGCUAUUCAUCGACAAGUUUUUGUCUUUGGAACUCUGAGAAAAACGACUGGGAGCACCUGAAAAGCAACGAAAAUUUCGUUUUGGGGGGACCAGGAGAACAAGUCCUCCUAAUCAUCGAGCUGCUUCGAACGGCGGAACAAGCAGUGGAGCAGAUCAAGAAGCUAGCGACUCGUUUUGUUCUCACGGACCGAUUAUUCGAAGCACUAGUUCAGAAUGGAAAGGUCAAUCCCAGUCUUCGGCGAGAUUGGUUACGCAAGAAGCACAAGUUCGACGUGGAAGCGGACAAAGUGCUCGAGUUUGUGGUCAGAAAAACGAGCGACUUCGAAAAAAUCGUCGACGAGCUCUGCAAAGAGAAGAGAAAAGCUGAAAGGAGGCUGAACGAUUCGGAUCAAGAGCGUCGUCCGGAGUUGCAGAAAAAACAGCUCCUUCAUAUUCUCCGGGAAGAAAUGGCUCUGGAGGCCCAAUCAACUACGGAGCAGAUCAGAAGUCUGAAAGAAAGGGUAAAAUCACAGGAGGCUGAAAUAGCUCGUCUCAAAGGAAUCAUCCAGACGAAAGAGCAGCAAGAGAAGGAAAAACCUGGUCCAAGUCGUGUGCAAGUGACAGUUGAUGCCUCAGAUGGAGCAAAAGGAGGCGCUGCAUUGGAACAAGUGCCCAUUGAGAUGGAAACUGAUGAAGAUUACUUCGAGAAAAUGGUUCAAGAAGUACAAGAGGACGAAGAGAUGACGGAUACGGAACAAGAAGAAGAAGAA
Ostertagia ostertagi is the source of this 1698-nucleotide messenger RNA. The record is from the annotation of a GenBank genome assembly. Lineage: Eukaryota; Metazoa; Nematoda; Chromadorea; Rhabditida; Trichostrongylidae.